This is a messenger RNA of Arachis duranensis, 1092 nucleotides long. RefSeq lists its product as uncharacterized. Bases 1 to 1005 code for a protein of 334 amino acids. The record is from RefSeq and is a predicted model, not a curated record. The transcript has a single exon. NCBI's taxonomy places the organism in Eukaryota, Viridiplantae, Streptophyta, Magnoliopsida, Fabales, Fabaceae.
AUGGAGUCCUUCAUCUUUGGUCUUUUUCCCAUGCUUUCUGUUGGUCAACAACCAACCACAACUCUCUAUAGUCAAAACACUAGUCCUGCAGGCUUGACGGAGUUCAGAGUUCAGUCUGUAUGGAGGGAAUUUCUUUUGUCUGAAUCAAUCAUGCCUCAACUGGAUCAAUUCACUUAUUUCACACAAUUCUUCUGGUUCUGCCUUUUCUUCUUUACUUUCUAUAUUCUCUACAAGUUCUAUCUCCCAGAUGAUUGGGAAGUCAAAGUUUUUUUGUUCUUUAUUACAAAACCCAAAUUGCGAAAAAUUCUUUCUUUUUUUCAAUGGGCCUUUUUUUACUAUUUUUUGGUACGCCUUGGAUUCACCCUGUACAACUUCGUUUCUCUUUAUCAAUUCUUUGAUCUUUCCCUGUUCCCGGUGCUCCCAACUACUAGCCAUUCCUCCGGUGGAUCCAACUCCAUAGUGGGUGUGGGUUCACACGAAGGUUCGAGCUCGGGUUGGACCUCCUUCGACCUCAACGUUUUAGCAGAGGAGGAAGAUGAGGUUGCCCGCCCCCGCCCCCUUCCUCAGCUCGACCCGGGGACAGAGGACCCUAUAUAUAGAGCUGUCGAUGCAAUCAUAACAAGUUGCGAAAAUGAAGAAGCUCGGAUAGUGGAAAAAGCUCAGACUUUACUUCUCAAAAAGGGCGCCCCUCAUCUCACGGAUGAGGACAAAGAGGAUAUUAGACGAGCCAUCAACAUGGCUCUCUACGAUGCCUGGGAAACAGACAUCGAUAGGCGGCUAGAGCAGUUCCGAAGGAUACGACGCUUCUUAGGGACAGGUAACUCUCCCGUUUGGAACACUUUUAUAGAUGAGAUGGUUGCGUUAGGGAAUGAAAGAUUUCAGAACUUUAAAAAAAAGGGAAUAGAACUGAACUACAUGGGCUUGAUUCCGAGGUUGAAUCGGAUAUGUAGGCAAGUCCAUUACAAGAAAGAAGUUGGACCCCAGCCCAACAGGUGUAUGCAUUAAAAAAUGAGAUAAGCAUUUAUUUGCUUACCUAUGGAACUAUGAAAUCCUCUAUCGCCCGAGAACCGUGGGGAUUUCAAAGAAGGUUGG